AUGUCGUCAUCAAAUCAGUGUUUGGCUUCAUCUACGGAGAAGAGACCGUCCGUCGCUGGGCUUCAAAGCAUGAAGCUGGGUUCUGCUGCGAAGAAUAGAGUCGCUCUUGGCGACAUAACCAACCAAGGAAAUGGUUGGGAAAGCAGGUCACGAGCCUUGGUGCCUUCUACCUCCGAAGUUUCCAAGGAUUUGGAAAAUCCUACUUCGCCUGCAACUCCAAUGUCUACUCGCGACCCCUUGGAGUGCUUGGAAACAACAAAUGAGGGAUUGUCUUCCUUGGAGCAUAGAGAGAAGGUGGAGUGAUUUGAUGAGCCAACAUCUACUCGCGAUCCCUUGGAAACAAGGGAUGAGUUAUUAGCUUACUUGGGGCAUAGUGAAACAUCGGAUGAGAUGAUGUCGUACGUGGAGAGCUCUAUGAAUGUGGAGACAAUGUCCCCGUUCGCGCUCCCUUGGAGUGCUUAGAAUCAUUUGAUGAUAUAUUGCCUCUUUUUGGUUCCUUGGAGUCCCCAGAGUUGGAAUAUUUAGAGAGUGAGGAUGCUUCAGUGAGUGGAUUGAUUGAGACCAAGGCUGUUGGAAAUUUGAUGAGGGAAAGGUUGAAACAGAAGCAAAAAUGAUAAAAAAAAAAAUAGAGAAGAAUAAGUUUGAGAUGAACUUGUUUCAUUAAAAAAUGAUAUAAUGUUUACAUGACGUCAGGUCUGGAUGCUGUCAAGUAAAACAGACAUCCCACCAAACUUCUAUAGCUUGUUUCAUCAACCUUUACAACAAUUUCAUUGUUGGUGAGCUUCUCAUCUUGAGCGAUGGGAGUGCUCGCAAGUUUGCAAUUCUCCAUACUAUAUCUUCGAAGGAUUUUUAUUGCAAACUCCUUUUGUUUAGGAAGAUUGCAUUGUGAGCUUGGUUCACCUCCAGACCGAGGAAGUAUGUCAUUUCACUAAGUCUGACAUUUCAAACUUCUGUUGCAUCUAGUCAUUGAAUACAAUCUCUAGU
Gossypium raimondii (Peruvian cotton) is the source of this 984-nucleotide messenger RNA. RefSeq lists its product as uncharacterized. NCBI's taxonomy places the organism in Eukaryota, Viridiplantae, Streptophyta, Magnoliopsida, Malvales, Malvaceae. The record is from RefSeq and is a predicted model, not a curated record. The transcript has 2 exons. Bases 1 to 303 code for a protein of 100 amino acids.